Oppia nitens is the source of this 1534-nucleotide messenger RNA. RefSeq names its product 2-oxoisovalerate dehydrogenase subunit alpha, mitochondrial-like. Gene Ontology annotation, molecular function: oxidoreductase activity, acting on the aldehyde or oxo group of donors, disulfide as acceptor. The coding region runs from base 1 to 1479 and encodes 492 amino acids. The record is from RefSeq and is a predicted model, not a curated record. The transcript is spliced from 5 exons. Gene Ontology annotation, biological process: branched-chain amino acid catabolic process. NCBI's taxonomy places the organism in Eukaryota, Metazoa, Arthropoda, Arachnida, Sarcoptiformes, Oppiidae.
AUGUAUCAAAAGUUUUCCGCAAAGUUAUUAUUAUUGAAAUCAUUGGCCAAACAAUUGCCGCCGCAACAAAUUGAUGGCCAACAAUAUCACACACAAUCAGUGUUAAGCCGAUUAUCGUUGGCGGCCAUUAGCGGCCAAUAUCAGUGCCAUCAUCAACAACAACAACGGCGCCACCAAACUGUCGACACAAAAACCAAUGGCCAGUCGUCGGCGUCGCAGUCGAUGGUGUACAACGAAGAGCGGCCACAGUUUCCCGGUUCCCGAUCGCAGUGGACACAGGAAUUACGUUUUGUCGAUCCGGACAGCUAUCCGGGUAUUCCCGUCUAUCGGGUAGUCGACAAAUCUGGUCAGCCAGUUGUCGACGAUCUGAAACAGUUGAACCAAUCCAUAGACAAACCGUUUCUCAUACGACUAUAUAGAGGUAUGGUUAAACUGAACCAAAUGGACACCAUAUUAUACAAUGCCCAACGUCAGGGUCGGAUCAGCUUCUAUAUUACCAGUCACGGUGAAGAGGCUACACAUUUUGGACCGGCAGCCGCUCUCGAGGACACGGAUCUGGUCUAUGGACAGUACAGAGAGCCAGGUGUACUCAUGUGGCGCGGCUUUCGUACGGAAGACUUUCUUGACCAGUGUUUCGGCAAUCGUAACGAUUUGGGUAAAGGCCGUCAAAUGCCGAUACACUACGGUAGCCGUGCGCUAAACUUUGUAACGAUAAAGUCGACCCUAACGUCCCAGAUGGUGCACAGUGUCGGCUCGGCCUACGCUUACAAACGCCAACAAAACGGUCGGGUAGUGAUGUGCUAUUUUGGCGACGGCGCCGCCUCCGAGGGCGACGCUCACGCGGCUCUUAACUUUGCCGCUACACUGGACUGUCCUAUCAUUUUCUUUUGCCGUAAUAAUGGUUUUGCAAUAUCGACGCCAACUCAUGAACAAUACAGAGGCGACGGCAUCGCGGCCAGAGGUCCAGCACUGGGCAUACCGGCCAUACGUAUCGACGGCAACGACAUUAUUGCCAACUAUUUGGCAACACUCGAAGCUCGCCGUAUAUGUCUUGAAGACAGUCGGCCGGUGCUGAUCGAGGCCAUGACCUAUCGUGUGUCUCAUCACUCGACAUCCGACGACUCGUCCGCCUAUCGUAGUGUCGACGAAGUUCGCAAUUGGCAACAAUCGGAUCAUCCGAUUCUGCGAUUGAAACGACUAUUGCAACUGAAAGGCUGGUACGCGGAGGACGAAGAAAACCAGUACAAAGACGACGUACGCAAAGAGAUUAUGUCGGCUCUGGUCAAAUCGGAAAAAGUGCCGAAACCGUCCAUUCGGUCACUGUUUACCGAUGUCUACAGCUGUCCGGAUGAACAGCUGCCCGAACAUUUGGACGGACAAUACCAGCAAUUGGUUGGCCAUCUCAAGGCCUACAAACAGCACUAUCCUAUUGAGUUGUUUGAAGCCGAUGAGGAAACAACACCUGAUGCUAACAAGUGAUUACCGGUAGAUAAUCAUUAUCUCUCUCUCUAUCGCUCUCUCUCUCUCUCUCUCU